UUUAAUGCGGGAGAACAAAGGACUGAUGGCAUGCCUUCCCGAAAUGAUAGGUGAUGUACCUGCUGGGGUCCUAACCCAGUCAUCAGAAAAUUCUGGCCUUUUGUUUGGGAAUCCAUAUUCUGCACCUACAGAAAUUCCUGCAACAGAUUUGUUCUCCUGCCUUCAGGACUCUUUGAAAAAAUGUCCUAUGUGCAAUGAAGUCUUCUCUAUUGACAUCGGAGAGCAGCAGUUUGAGGAUCAUGUGAGCAGCCAUAUUCUGGAGUGCCCCUUCUGCACAGAGACCUUUGACAGAUCUAACCAGCAAGUGUAUGAUGACCACAUCUACUGCCAUAACUUAAACCAGGGGUCUCCAAACUUUUGAGCAUGAAGGCUGCAUUGUAUAUUUUCCACAUGUGUGAGGGUUGAAGGAACGCGCGCAUAUGUGUAGCCGCCUGCCCACACACCCCUGCAUGGACCCCUGCCUGCACAUGUGCCCGCCUACGCAUGUGCACACACACACACACACGCCCACCCGUAUGCACAGGCUGAAAGUGGCCCACGGGCCGUAGUUUGGA
This is a messenger RNA of Pogona vitticeps (central bearded dragon), 554 nucleotides long. NCBI's taxonomy places the organism in Eukaryota, Metazoa, Chordata, Lepidosauria, Squamata, Agamidae. The record is from RefSeq and is a predicted model, not a curated record.